This is a messenger RNA of Plasmodium yoelii, 3345 nucleotides long. RefSeq names its product tetratricopeptide repeat protein, putative. Gene Ontology annotation, molecular function: protein binding. The transcript is spliced from 3 exons. The record is from RefSeq and is a predicted model, not a curated record. Lineage: Eukaryota; Apicomplexa; Aconoidasida; Haemosporida; Plasmodiidae. Bases 1 to 3345 code for a protein of 1114 amino acids.
AUGGAUAAUUUAAAAAAAGUGUUGUGGUCUAUAGAAGAGUUGAUUUAUACGAAUAAUCAAGAUGAAGAUAUUUACGAAAAAAAGGAAAAGGAAAUUAAAGAGUAUUUAUUAAAUUUGCAUAAAAACAGUUUUGAUAAUGAAACAGAAAAAUUGGAAGACAAUGAAAAAUGGCUAAGUGAUAAUUCUACAAUAUUAGAAGAGUUAGUUGUGGAAAAUGGAAAUUUUUUUAAUCUUUUAAAAUUAGUUAAAGAAUGUAAAUAUGAAAAAUGCAUUACUAAUCCAUGGGUUAGUAGCAUAUUUAAGUUAAUAUUAGAAAAAUUUAAAAAUGAGAACUAUUCAACAAUUUACGAAAUAAAAAAAGAAAUAUUUAAUUUUAUUUCUGCUGAAAAAGAGCAAGUACAGAAAAGGAUAAAAAGAACAGAGGGAUUAAAAAAAGGGGCUAAUGAUUUACCUAUUUUUAGUUGCUUUGUUUUUUUUUACGAAAUGAAAAUUUUAUUAUGUUGUAAUAUUUUUUUAAAUAUGUUUGUUCAAUGCAAUUGGACUGGUCCAUCUCUAAUCAUUAAUAAUGAAAAGAUCAAAAAUAAUGAGAAAUCUGAAGAAGAUAAAUAUUUUAACGAAUUUGUAGAUAGCAUAAAGAUAAAGAAUGACGAUUUUUUAAAUUCAUGUUUAGAAUUUUUAUCACUUGAAGGGGAAUAUAUAUACGAAUAUUGCAACUUGAUAAAUGCAUUUUGCUUAUGUAUCAUAUUUUUAGGGUUUCUAAACAAUUUUAGUAAACAUGAUGAUGAAAAAAAUCCACAUGGAAAAGAGUACAAUAAUUUAAUGGCUUAUUUAGAAAAUACUGAAGAUACAAAAAUCGAAACACGAGAAGAGAAAAACAAUGAUGGGGAAAAUAGUUUAGAUUCACUAAUUUUUGCAAGAAGUAAAUAUUUAUGGAAAGCAAGAAUUUAUUUUAUAUGGCAGAGAUUAUUUUCAUCUUCAAGUAGUAACUUUAUGUAUGUAUUAAAAGUACAUAUAAUUGAUACACCUUUUAAUAUAUUUAAAAACAUGAACAUAUUACCGAAUAAUUUUGAUUUAAUAGAAAGAGAUUUUGAUUUAUCUGAAACAGUAGAUAUAUUUAGUUGUAUAAGCGAAAAUGCAGAUGAAAAUAAAAAAUAUUGUGAUUUAUUUUGUGAAAAUUAUAUUUCUGAAAAAUUUAAAAUAUAUAUAUUAUCAAAUUAUGCAGUUUAUCUGUCUUUUUACAAUUAUACAUAUGCAUAUGAUAAAUUAUUAGACAUAUUAUCUGAAAGUAGUAAAUUUUAUUAUACAUUUACUGGUCGCAUGGGUAUAAAAAGAAAAUACCAAAAAAACCCAGCUACUAUUUUAGUGUUGAAAGUCAAAUUGGGAGAUGAAGAAGAUAAUACAUCGACUGUUUUUAAAGAAGUAGAGCCUCUAAGUGAAUAUGAUAUAUUAAGAAGUGAUUAUAAAAUUAUAGAUAACAAGAGUGUGGAUAAAGAAGAAAAUAAAACUGAUUUGGUUAAACAAAUCACUACACAAACUAAAGAUGAAGCAAUUGAAAAGAGAGAGGACACAAAUUGUAUGGCUCUCGAAAAUGAUACACUAAAUGGGAUAUGUAAUAAUGUAGAUGAGAAAAAUUUUAAUACUUGUGAUGAAAAUAAUUGUAUAAAGAAUAAUGUCAAUAAUGAAGAAAUAAAUAAUGAUAUCUCAGAAAACACACCAAUAGAAUCUAAUGGAAAAAAAACUUGGAAAUUGAAAGAUUUCGAUCCAGAUACUGACAUAUUAGAAGAACCUUAUUUUUUUGAUUCGCAAAAUAACUAUUUUAAAAUAUUAUCUUUUGACGAGCAAAUAGCGUUAAUUAAUUACUGUUUUUCUAUAAUACGUUUUAAUCCACAUUAUGACGAAAUAAAAUUUGAAAAACUAAAUGCUAUAAUAUCAAGAUGCUUAAAAAGCUAUGAUGUCAAUAUUGAGAACGGGGAAAAUGGUAAAAGGGGAGGAAAUCAUUUGUUGCAAAUAAAAUAUCAGAACUAUCUUUUACAUUCGUGUAUACUAUGGUUCAAAUGCAAAUGUGAAUCAUUCAGAUUAAAAACUGUCGACCGUUCUCAAGCUCAAUUAAAUGAGUUAUUAAAAGAAUAUUGUAAUGAUGAACCCCUAAAUAAAGAAAGACUAAAGUUUAUUUAUGAUAUAUAUUACCCUACUACUUGGGAAAUGAAAAAGGAAGUAGGAAAUAUUAUGACUAAAACAGGGUCUGUGGUUUCAGCUUUUAAUAUUUUUAAAGAUUUAAAAUUAUGGGAAGAAGCUAUUCAAUGCUUAAUAGAAGCAGAUCGAAAAGUUGAAGCAAAAGAAUUAUUAGAUACAUUACUUGAAAAAAAAAAAAGUCCACCCUUAGUAUGUUUAUACGGUUUAGUAAAUAGGGAAAAUUGCCUUAAAUAUUUUAUAAAGGCAUGGGAUUUAUCAAAUUAUAAAUAUUCUAAAGCAGCUCGCCUUAUAGGGAAACAUUAUUACAACAAAGAGAUGUAUUCGGAAUGUUGUGAUUAUUUAGAAAAAGCAUUAGAAAUAUCUCCGUUAUUACCAGAGAUAUGGUUUAUAUUGGGGUGCGCAUAUAUGAAAAUAGAUAAAUUUGAUCAAGCUAUAAAGGCUUUUACACGCAUGAUAAGUAUGACUAAUGAGAAUACAGCUAUGGCGUAUGGUAAUUUAGCAUAUUUAUAUAUGAAAAAUAAUGUUUAUAAAGCAGCAAAAAUAUGUAUAAAUCAAGCAGUAAAAAUUAAUAAUAAUGAAUGGAAAUAUUGGGAUACUUAUCUUAAAUUAUCUAUUGUACAAAAUGAUGUAGAUAGUUUCUGUUUGGCAUUAACUACAUUAUGCCAAUUAAAUCAAGUCAAACAAAUACAACCUUGGGUAUUUGAUUAUAUAUCUGAUCUUAUUGUAAAUGACAAACAAACCAUAAUACCAAAUAAAACCGGUUUGAGCUAUCUCGACAAAAUUAUUAAAACUAUGAAUGUUAUAUCUGCACACAUUUCAGAAUAUGAUUCAUUCUGGAACGCCUAUUCCUUUUUCCUUUUUGUAAAGGGCGAAUUUGAAGAUUCGUUUGAGGCAAAGAUAAAGGAAAUACGAUCAAUAGAGAGUAUGAUACAGAGGUGUAAUGUUAUAAACAAAAUUGAAGUAUUAGUUUCAAAACAAGUGAGUGCCGUCAAAUUUAUAUAUCACUUGAUGAAAACUCACUAUACCGAAGACAAUAAGGGAAUAUUUAUGUAUCAACUCAAGAAUAUUAUCGAGUCAAUUUUAAGAAAGGAAAAAUAUAUGAACCACAAAGACAUAAGUGAAUUAUCUGAAAUUAUGGAAGUUUUAAAAUGA